CACUCCUCUUCCUCUGCACAAACAAGGAAAUCGAAAGUUAUCUCUGAUACUCCUCUGCGACAUUUGUUAGUGAGUGUCAAAAUGGCAGAGGCAUUUUUUGAAGAUCGGGAUUCAUUUAGCUGUUCAAUCUGCUUGGAUAUACUGAAGGAUCCGGUGACUACUUCCUGUGGACACAACUACUGUAUGUGCUGUAUUGAGGGCUGCUGGGAUCAGGACGAUCUGAAAGGUGUUUACAGCUGCCCAGAGUGCCGACAGACCUUCGUCCAAAGGCCUGUUCUGAACAGAAACACGUUGCUGGCUAAAGUGGUGGAGAAACUGAAACAUACUGCUCCUCAUGCUGCUCCUCAUACUCCUCCUCCUGCUCUCUGUUAUGCUGGACCUGGAGAUGUGGAGUGUGAUUUCUGCACUGGGAGAAAACACAAAGCCCUCAUGUCCUGUCUGGUGUGUCUGGUCUCUUACUGUGAGACUCACCUCCAGCCUCACUAUAAUUUCCCUGCCUUAAAGAAGCACAUGCUGGUCAAAGCCUCCACACAACUACAGGAUAAGAUCUGCUCUCAACAUGACAAACUGCUGGAGGUUUACUGUCGUACCGAUCAGCAGUGUAUCUGUUAUCUGUGUACCAUGGAUGAACAUAAAGGCCAUGAUACAGUCUCAGCUGCAGCAGAGAGGACUGAGAAACAGAAGCAGGUGGGGGAGAAGCAACAGAAAUCCCAGCAGAGAAUCCAGGAGAGAGAGAAGGAGAUGCAGGAGCUGAGACAGGCUGUGGACUCUCUGAAGCUCUCUGCACAGGCAGCCGUGGACGACAGCGAAAGGAUCUUUGCUGAGCUGAUCCGCACCAUGGAGACAAGGUGCUCUGAGGUGAAGGAGCUGAUCAGAGACCAGGAGAAGGCUGAAGUGAGUCAGGCAGAAGGCCUCCUGGAGCGACUGGAGCAGGAGGUGGCUGAGCUGAGGAGGAGAGAUGCUGAGCUGGAGAAGUUCUCUCACACAGAGGACAACAUCCACUUCCUCCAGAGGUUCAAAGAUCACAGUGCCCCCCCUGUUUCUGAAGAGAAGCCUGCCAUCAUCCUUAACCAAAGUCAUGCUUUUAAGACGGUGAGGACCUCUGACCUCCAGAAAAAGCUGAUGCUCUGCUGUAAGGAGGGAGUAGGGGAGAUAUCAGCAGCAGUGAAAGCUGUCCACAUACUGCAGUCAGCAGAGCCAAGCAGCCAAGCAGCAGCAUCUGUCGCACAAUAUCACAGAAAAAAAUACUCUUUCAAGGAUAGGUGUUCAUUGUCGCAAGGUAAAAAUUAUGCAUAGCCCCCUGGGUAAAUGUUUAUGGUUUAAUUAAGGAGUGAUAAUAUCCUCAUCUUGUAGAUAAACUAUGUGCCAUUAAAAGGAGCAGGAGUGUGUUUGUUGUGUGUCACAGUUCAAGUUAACGUACUGUUUACUCCACUGACACCCAAAAGUACUAGUUGUAGAAUGCUUAGCAGGACAGGAACAUUAUCCAAUUCACGCCCUUAUCAAGAGAACAUCCCUGGUCCUCCCUACUGCCUCUGAUCUGGCGGACUCAAUAAACACAAAUGCUUCAUUUGUAAAUGAUGUCUGAGUGUUGGAGUGUGACCCUGGCUAUCUGUAAAUACAAAUAAAUAACAUUAA
Molecule: messenger RNA, 1635 nt
Organism: Oncorhynchus kisutch (coho salmon)
Lineage: Eukaryota; Metazoa; Chordata; Actinopteri; Salmoniformes; Salmonidae
Product: E3 ubiquitin/ISG15 ligase TRIM25-like
Exons: 1
Coding region: 82-1296 (404 amino acids)
Molecular function (GO): zinc ion binding
Source: RefSeq, a predicted model, not a curated record